AUGCUUUGUAAUUUCAAGGAUGCUUCUAUGAUUCACGGAGCCGCUUCUUCAACCCUUAACAAGGCCGCUUGGUUUACUCGAAUUCGAACCAUGAAUCGCAAAAUUCACUCUACUGUAUCUCCUUCCAAACCUGUCUCUUUAAAAUUCCAACAUCCUCGCUCGGAUCCAAACCCAGAACCAGCCGGCAUUACAGCUUCUGGGUCAGAGACUCGAGUAUACGUCCGGAAGAAAAGGCUAAAACAUGAAGCUGUGGAGAAAGAUUCCCAACUAUGUAGAUUACCAGAUAUAGAAGACUUUGCUUUCAAAAAGAUUACUGCAUCUCCUUCUUCAUCCAGGAGGUCAACGGAAACUAGCAUCAAUGUGACUUCAGUCAAAACAGCAGCAGGAAAUUCGCCUGAAAACUGGGUAAAAGUGCUCGAGGGCAUUCGUCAAAUGAGAUCAUCUGGAGAUGCACCAGUUGAUUCUAUGGGAUGUGAUAAAGCUGGAAGCUUUUUACCUCCUUCGGAAAGAAGAUUUGCUGUCUUGCUAGGAGCACUUCUUUCAAGUCAGACAAAAGAUCAAGUUAAUAACGCUGCAAUACAUCGUCUUCAUGAGAACGGCCUGCUCACGCCGGAAGCCGUUGACAAAGCUGAUGAAUCAACCAUAAGAGAACUGAUCUAUCCGGUUGGAUUUUAUACAAGGAAGGCGACAUACAUGAAGAAAAUAGCUAAGAUCUGUCUAGUGAAAUAUAAAGGAGACAUUCCAAGCUCUUUGGAUGACCUACUUGCGCUUCCGGGGAUUGGUCCCAAGAUGGCUCAUCUGAUUCUGCAUAUAGCUUGGAAUGAUGUUCAAGGUAUAUGUGUAGAUACACAUGUCCACCGCAUUUGCAAUCGACUCGGUUGGGUGUCUCGACCAGGAACCAAACAGAAAACUUCGUCUCCGGAGGAAACAAGAGUAGCUUUGCAACAAUGGCUUCCAAAGGAAGAAUGGGUCGCCAUUAACCCGCUUUUGGUGGGUUUUGGACAGAUGAUUUGCACACCGCUGAGACCUCGUUGCGAAACCUGCAGUGUCAAUAAGCUUUGUCCAGCUGCAUUCAAAGAGACAUCAUCAAGUCCAUCAUCCAAGUUGAAGAAAUCUAACCAAAGCAAAGAACAAUGA
This is a messenger RNA of Microthlaspi erraticum, 1137 nucleotides long. NCBI's taxonomy places the organism in Eukaryota, Viridiplantae, Streptophyta, Magnoliopsida, Brassicales, Brassicaceae. The record is from the annotation of a GenBank genome assembly.